Messenger RNA from Photinus pyralis (common eastern firefly), 1277 nucleotides. RefSeq names its product testicular acid phosphatase homolog. The record is from RefSeq and is a predicted model, not a curated record. Bases 67 to 1197 code for a protein of 376 amino acids. NCBI's taxonomy places the organism in Eukaryota, Metazoa, Arthropoda, Insecta, Coleoptera, Lampyridae. The transcript has 6 exons. Gene Ontology annotation, molecular function: phosphatase activity. Gene Ontology annotation, biological process: dephosphorylation.
CUUUUAUAACAUAGACAACAACCGCUACCUCCGCGUCGAUAAGGGGGCGGAAAGAAAAUAAUCGAAAUGCCCACAAAAAGAACAUCUUCACAACUGUCCCCACUAAUCAACGAUUGGGGCCCUGAAACGAUCAUCCAUAAAGACAGGUAUUCUGCGCUCUCCGAUGAUGAUCCUGCAGACGACACCAACAUCCCAAACAUCCGACACCAGCAGGGGCACGGAGCUCGUACGCCUCUAUGGACGUACAAAAAUGAUGAGCAUCAGUCUUGGGCAGAAGGUUGGGGAAAGCUAACCAUUGAAGGGAAAAAUCAAAUGUAUACGUUGGGAAAGCGCCUCAGACAAGACUACUCGCAUUUUUUAUCUGAAUCUUACAUUGAGGACGAAGUGUACGUGAGAAGCAGUGAUACUGUUAGAUGCAAGGCAAGCGCUCAGUUGGUUUUGGCAGGACUUUUUCCUCCAGUAGGUCACCAAAUAUGGAAUCCAGAUUUACCAUGGCAACCUAUACCUAUCUCGUACGUUCCGCGCCAGGAAGACAAUCUGUUGAGCUUGGAAAAACCAUGCCACGCAUUGGGGGAAGCCCUAAAAAGAUUCCUUUCAUCCGACCAAAUGACAAACCACACAAUUGUCCACGAAAAACUAUACAAGUACCUAAGCUUACAUACAGGUCAAGACAUCAACGACGUCUUUCUCGUCCACAAACUUUACGAUACUUUAAAAAUCGAAAAACAUCAUAAUCUUGAAUUACCACCGUGGACGAAACACCUUCCCUGGGAUACCAUGUAUGAAAUUGCUGCUUUAAAGUUGUUCAUCUACACCAUUGCUACAGAUACACAGAAAUUUUCAGGAGGAGUUUUAUUAAAGGAUAUCAUUGAUAAGUUUUCCGAUCGAAGUAUCAACGGAAGUAGUUUAAAAUUGAUCAUAUAUUCAGCUCAUGACAGUACACUGGUACCCGCCUUACAAAGUUUAGGGUUUGGGAAAAUAUUUAUUCCAGAUUAUGGAGCACAUUUGGCUUUUGAAUUGCACAAAAUUAACGAAACUCACGAAAUAAGGGUAUUAUUUGCUGAAAAUUUUAAUUCAUCUCUUACACUUUUGCCUCUAAGUUUUUGUCCAUCGCCUUGUACACUGAGUAAGUUCGAGGAACAGUUGCGUUCUAGAGAGAUUUUACCCACCGAUUGGGAUCGUGAAUGUCUAAAUUAAUUUUAGUUUUUGUACCGAUAACGCAAUUAGUUAAAUUAUGUGGUUAUAAUCUGAAAAAUAAAUCUAAAGGUUAUUUUGUA